CUUGCGGCGCUCCUGAUUGGUCGAGAACUAUCCUGGUAACCAUGGAUCACAACACUGGACCCAUGAGGAAAGCAGCCGUUUUGUUUGUGAGCUAACUGCUAACAAAGCAUCCACCAAGACGCAACCCAUUACUGUUUGGACAUGGUGGAUGCAGCCCUCUUCAGAGUAAAGAUUUCCUAACUGAUAUCCCGGGUCAGGGGGCGCUUCAGGUGCAGGCCUCAGAACGGCCCACAAGGUGAUGUGGAUUGUGGACACAGCGUGAUCUGCAGCCGCAUGAUGGAUGAUAAUAGCAAGAUGCUGUAGCCUAGUUGGCCUCUAGAAAUACCCAUGUAAGGGCUUUGGGAUUUUUUUUUCUCAUUCUUCCUGCUGAUGUUGCAUGAUGGUGUGGCAAAAUUCAAUACAUGCUCUUUCCAAUGAAACUGAAUGCCUGCAUUUUAAUUGCUUCGUGCCAAGGAAAGAAGCCUGUCGGUGAUGACAAUGUGGAUGAAUAUUUAAUCGCCCUCCAGCACAAAAACAGAAUCCUGAACCGCCUCAAAGCUAAAGACCCAAGGAAGAUAGAGCUGGAAAGGCUCGAGCAAGGCUUCUCGCUUUACUUUAAUGGAGCCAAUGCGGAAUCCUCUAAGAGGCCACGCAAGAGCUGUAAGUACAACAAGCCAGUCAGCGCCACGCCUGUUUGGAGGACCACACGUACAGCAGCAGAUGUCUCUAGAAGCGCCUACCAGCUAAGUGAAGAUAGUCAUUUGGAGGACAGCCACAACCAGAGGAGCCACACAGCCCCGGGAAAGGUCCAGAGGAAAGAAUGGGUGCAGGAUUCCAUCAUAAUCCGGACAGAGGAUGGAAGGAGUUUGAGGAUAUGCCCGCAAAAGCGCUACUCUGAUGAUUUUGAGCCCUAUGAGAGCACAGACAUGGAGACCUCCGGCCCACGCUCGCCUCGCGCUCCCCGCUCACCAAGGGACAAUUAUAAGCAUCCCCGGCCCGAGAGCGAAGGAGACCAAGCGGAUCAAGACCACAACGAGAAGGUGCUUCUCAACCUCGAGGAAGUGAAGGUUUUAAGGCGCAGCCUGGAGAACAGCAUGCGGCAUAGCAGCCGCGGCUCGGCGGGGGAGGAGUCAGACGAAGAGUGGGUGGAGGAGCAAAUCGAACGGGAUGAGAGCACAGAAAGUCUAGACGAACUUGGACUUCCUGUGCCUACCUCCAAGUCUUCCUCCAACGCACGUCCCGGAACUUCCCAUAGCCAUUUUGACCCGGCAAACCUCAUUGUACUUGACUUUGGACCCGCACCAAAAGGUCGUAAACUUGAGCGUUCAUUGUCUGCGAAGAGGAAGGAAAACAGUGACUCUUUCAUACCUUGUAAGCCAGUGUUGGUGAAGAGUAAAACGUUGGAUAAACCACCUUCGAAAGACAGCUGGGAUUGUCCAAGGCCAGCGAGUCAGGCAGAGAGGCCCCUGUCAACCGCUAGAAGGACUUUCACUGAGAAGCAGGACCAAGAUGAGGUCGCACGUGGUGUGUGCCAGGCCCUCCAGAGAGAAAACAAUAGUCCUGAGCUCUUCACUCGCAACAUGGGCAGAGGGCAACAGAUGAUGAACGGCUUAGUGCAUGGCAAAGGAAACGACCGGGAGGAGAGCAGUGUCACUCUGGCCAUGCAGAGAAUCACACUCAUGGGCUUCAGGGAGCAACACAAACUGCUGAAAGCCUUGGAGGAGCUAGAAGCUGCACCCCCAUUCAACAUUCCUCAGGGUGGCAAAACAGACCACAGCAAAACGCCGCCGAGGCGCUCCCAGGAGGUCACCCCUGCUCUGUACGUCACGAUGGAGAUCCUGUCCAACUGGGGCCACAAGCAGCAGGUCGGCCUGACUGAGUUGCAGUUUUUUGGACCCGGGAACAGGAAACUGUACGUGUCCCCACAUGACCUCGACAUCAGGAACGCAGACUAUCCUGGGAAUCUGGCGGCACUUGUCAAUGGCAAGGCGAAGACGACCAAGGAGCGCCACAUGUGGACGUGUCCCUUUCACCCCCCAGUCCAGCUCUACUUCAUCGUCCGCAACAUGGAGCGCGCUGCAGAUUUUGGAAUAUCUCGCAUCAAAAUCUGGAACUACAACAGAAGCCUCAAUGAACUUGACAUUGGUGCACGCCAUAUAAAGCUGUACCUCAACAGCACGCUGGUAUUUGAGGGAGAGCUGGAGAGGGGCUGCGGCAAUCAGGUGUUUGACUACAGCACUCUAAUUGAGCUCCAGGAUCUCCAGGCUUCAGACUCCUUGUUUUCCAGCCCGUCGUCUUCAGGAAACAAUCUGGGCGGGGCCAGCCCCCAGCGGUAUGAUGAUGAUAGGAAAGCCAGAGAGGGCAGCAGCACACACCAGCACCACAGUUCAGUCCUACCGCCAUCAGAAGCAUCAAGCCAAGCUAUGAUGGACACACAAUCAGGUCCGCACACGCCUCUCCCACCCAUCUCUGGGCGGCGCUCCUCCGCACAAAGGAACUCUUUUGACCUGUCCACCUCAGAGGAGCGUCCACCUUAUAGACUGCAGGACUAUUCAGCACCCGUGGCGCAGACCGUCACCAUGCAGCCAUCCUCCUCGCGAAUGACCCCCCAGUGGCUACAGCCCUUGAAGAGAGCCAAUCCCGAGGGCUGCGAGGCCAGCCGGGAGAAGCCACGCUGGCUGGUGCCUCAGCAACCCACAGAGUCCAAAUCUCCAUCGGCGUCGGCUUCCUCGUUACUCCCGGAGUUGGCAUGUAACCCAGGGCGGGUGUGCAGGGGAGGGGAAAGGCCGGCGAAUGGAGCGCAGUGGAAGGGGGAUUCUUUGGACAAGAGCUGCGACCUGAUGGAGGAGUUCGGGGAACCAAAGCAGGAGCGACCCAUCAGUGGGAGAAGGAGCUCUUUGCAAAACUUCCGACAGAUGGAGGAGCAAUCCCUAAAGUCUGCUUGUCUGUCAAACACGGAGCCAGCGAUCAGCACCAGUAGGAGGCAGCGUACCCCGAGACCCCUUCUGCACAGCCAUCAAGAUGACCUCAUGGAGUCCUGGGACUCCCUAACAAAGUUCAACCAGUGCCAACGUGGUCGCAUCUCCAACAUGGGCUUUGAGGGCGACAUCUUUGAUGACUUCCAGCAGCAACACAGCCGUGGCCCCACUGCAGCCCCCGUCACCCCCUCAGCCACCUCCCUGAGUCCACCAUCCUCCUCUUUUUCCGCCAAAGAGCUCCCAAGUGAGGGCCCUGACAUGAAUUCCUUCAUGGAGGCAGAGGAUGAGUUUGAAAUCCCGGUGCUUCCCAAAGGCCAACGAUUGGUCAUUAACAUUUUGUCCACCUGGGGCGACCGCCAUUAUGUCGGCCUCAACGGUCUGGAGGUUUUCAGUUCUAGUGGAGAGCCCCUCCAAAAUGCGCACAUCACCGCCAACCCCCCAGAUAUUAACAUACUCCCAGCAUACGGAAAGGACCCUCGCGUGGUCACCAACUUGAUCGACGGUGUUAAUCGCACGCAGGACGACAUGCACCUCUGGCUCGCUCCGUUCACGCCUGGACGUAGCCACACAAUAUUCCUGGACUUUGGACACCCUUACCAGGUUGCCAUGAUCCGUGUGUGGAACUACAACAAGUCCCGCAUCCACUCUUUCCGUGGGGUGAAGGAGGUGGAGAUGCUGCUGGAUGGGCGGUGCAUCUUCAGGGGCGAAAUCGCCAAAGCUUCUGGGACGCUCUGUGGAGAUUUGGAUCAGUUCGGAGACACUAUUUUAUUUACUACCGAUGAUGAGAUCCUAGAGGCGAUGUCCCGGUUUGAUGAAACCUUCCUCAGUGAAAAUAAAGGUUUUGAGAAUCCUGUGUAUGAGGAAGAGCUGCAGAGACCUCGCACUGCAGACGGAGAGGGGGAGGAAAGACCCUUUACACAGGCCGGCUUCAGGGAGGAGGACCUUGCUCUUAAUCUUCACCUCAAUGCCACAGUGAGCCCGUCGGAGAACAUGGAGCAGAUCCCUGGGAUGUACACUGGAAAGUGCCUUCGACUGCAGCUCAUGUCAACAUGGGGCGACUCUCACUACGUGGGUUUAACAGGACUGGAGGUGGUGGGGAAGGAUGGAGAGGGUUUACCUUUGGACCUCAGUAUCAUGGCCUCUUCACCCAGGGACCUCAAUGACUUGCCCGAAUAUGAUGAUGACUCGCGCACCCUUGAUAAGAUCAUAGACGGCCACAACAUCACCAUCGACGACCAUCACAUGUGGCUGAUUCCUUUCUCCUAUGGAGAGGCCCACACUCUGACCAUCAGCUUCCCACACACCCAGACCAUCGCCGGAUUGCGCAUUUGGAACUACAACAAGUCUCCUGAGGAUUCAUAUAGAGGGGUGAAAGUGAUCCAUGUGAUCAUGGAUGAUGUGGUCAUCUCCCCGGCGGAGGGCUUUCUGAUCAGGAAAGGACCAGGCAACUGUCACUUUGACUUUGCUCAAGAGGUCCUCUUUGUGGACUACAUGCAGGCGCCCACUGACAACAAGAGUGCAGAAGAGUACCCUGACAAACGAAGCGUUAAGAGAGCAGAACAGGCCAGCAUGGAUUAUGAAGCUCCCAUCAUGCCUUGUGGAUUCAUCUUUCAGCUGCAGCUCUUAACCACCUGGGGGGACCCUUACUACAUCGGCCUGAAUGGUGUCGAGUUCUACAACCAGAACCACGAAGAGAUCAAACUCAGUGACAACAACAUCGCAGCUUUCCCAGAUAGCGUUAACGUGCUGGACAACGUGAGUGGUGACGUGAGGACUCCAGAUAAAUUAAUAGAUGGUGUCAACAGCGCCAAUGAUGGCAGGCACACGUGGCUGGCCCCUGUGCUGCCUGGACUGGUGAACCGUGUGUACGUCAUCUUUGAUCAUCCGGUGACUGUGUCCAUGAUUAAACUCUGGAACUACUCCAAAACCCCACAGAGGGGGGUUAAAGAGUUUGGACUGCUUGUAGAUGACCUACUUGUGUACAAUGGUGUCUUGGACAGCGUGAACCACAUGAGCCGCGGCAUUCUGCCCACGUGCGACAUGGUAGUGCCGUAUCACACCAUUCUCUUCACCGACAACGCUUACGUUGCACACCGCGAGAGGAACACCGUCAUCAGCCCGCAUGGCAGUAGACACUUCCAACAUAACUUUGUGGAGGACCAGGAUGUGAAGAUGACCAAUGAGAACCAGAUAAUCCAUCACAACAAGAGCAAGCAGACAGCAGACCCAGCUCUUCGGCCAAAAACCUGCAUGACCGACGCUGGGAAACACGGACACAGGAGGUACUGAUGGACGUCACUUUAUGCCUCUGGUGGGUGGAAACCUACCUUUUUAUUAUUAAGACUCCGAUGCAGUGACAUGCACGUUUUUGCACUGAUCACAGUGGGCUUGCUUCACACACACACACACACGCGCACUAUAUUCCACUUUAUGGUUGGAUAACUCCCUCGUACAUUUUAGUGCCGGGAUGAAAAAACAACAACUGUCAGGCUGUAUUCUACCGGCCUUAUUACCGUGCCUGUACUGUACUUAUCUCGAACUGCUAAAUGUGACUUGUGCUGCACAUAUUUGCUGCCCGUGGCGUGUAAAUACAUACAUGUAAUGAUAAUAUUUACUGUGUAAUAAUGUUGAUUAACAAGUGAAUCCACUGAUAACCAAAUACAAGGCUAUGCAGGCACUUCUUUCCAGCUAUUAAGAGUUGAUAUAAAACCAGGGAUACCCUAUGUUUAUCUUUGGCAUAUUCAUAUUUGGCUCCACAAAAGUAGCUUUGUGGCGUUUAGUUUUCCAAUCAAAAUCUAGCUAUAGCUUAGUAGUUCAACCCCAAGUGACCUUUUUAUUGAAGGAUUUUCAAUAGAAAGGCGCCUUUUACUGUAACUUUACCUCAAAUUGAGCAUUUUACAACGGGACACGUUUUGUUGUCGUGCAAAACAUUUCAAGGAAUAUGGACUAAAAGAUGUAUUCAGCGAAAACACAACAAACUUACAAAUAAUCACUUCUUGUACUGUGUGUUAAAAAAAAGUUGUGUGACGAUGGCAGUCAGCAUGGGGUGAUCGUUGUUUUUUGGGGAAAAUUCCAUUUAUUUUUAUAAUCUUGUUCAAACCUGUAUAUUAAAUGUAGGGUUCUUUAAAAAAAUUAAAUGUGUAUAUACUGUA
Molecule: messenger RNA, 6109 nt
Organism: Nerophis ophidion (straightnose pipefish)
Lineage: Eukaryota; Metazoa; Chordata; Actinopteri; Syngnathiformes; Syngnathidae
Product: katanin-interacting protein
Exons: 30
Coding region: 402-5246 (1614 amino acids)
Source: RefSeq, a predicted model, not a curated record